UUCUAUAGGGGCAGGGGGAUCCUAGUUCUUCCUGCAUGAAACUGGAAGCUCAUGAGGCGCUGCUAUCAACCUUUGUAAUAUCUCACCAGUUGACCACAUUGUCUUAAAUGAUGCCAAAGGUUCAAUAAAAAAGACUUUUCACUUUUCCCAGUGUGGAACUAAUUCUGUGCCAGGCCUUCCAUUAUAGCCACACUGAAGCAAAGGGAGGGUGGAGACCUGAAACACUUCCUUCUCUUUGUUUGACCCCGUGCCCAUGUGCACAGGUCUUGGGAAUUCACAUUUUUACUUAAGAGAUAAAUAAUGGAAAACCUGAGCUAAAGAUGGGGUCAGUAGAGUCAUACUUUGGCAACUUGUGUGGAGAAGAGAAAAAACAAGAGGAGGAGAGAUAUGUUCGAGCUAAUGACAGACCUUUCAACCUGUCUCACAACUAUGCUAACAAUGCCAUCAGAACCUCCAAGUACAACAUUUUCACGUUUCUGCCUCUUAAUCUGUUUGAGCAGUUCAGGAGGCUGGCUAAUGCUUACUUCCUCUUCCUACUCCUCCUUCAGUUAAUCCCACAAAUCUCCUCUCUGUCCUGGUUCACCACAGCUGUGCCUUUAAUUUUGGUGCUGGCCAUGACAGCGGUCAAAGAUGCCAGUGAUGACAUAAACAGGCACAAAAGUGACCGACAAGUGAAUAAUCGCAUGGUGAACGUCCUCAUCGAUGGAGAACUGAGAAAUGAAAAAUGGAUGAAUGUUCAGGUUGGGGAUGUUAUUAAACUGGAGAGCAAUCAAUUUGUUACAGCUGAUCUCAUGUUGCUGUCCAGCAGUGAACCUCUCAAUCUGGUAUAUGUGGAAACAGCUGAGUUAGAUGGUGAAACAAACCUGAAAGUGAAACAGGCCUUGACCCUCACAGGAGAGAUGGGAGAAUGCUUCAAAGAUCUUUCCGCCUUCAAAGGUGAAGUGCGAUGUGAGCCUCCAAACAACCGUUUGGACAAAUUCAAAGGAACCUUGACUGUAAAUGGACAAAAUUAUGGCCUGGAUAAUGAUAAGAUACUGCUCAGAGGGUGCACUCUAAGAAACACAGAGUGGUGCUUCGGUCUGGUCCUCUUUGGAGGUCCAGACACCAAGCUAAUGCAGAACAGUGGAAAGACAAAAUUUAAACGGACCAGCAUUGAUCACCUGAUGAACAUCCUGGUGUUGUGUAUCUUUGGUUUCCUGUUUACCUUAUGCUUCAUUCUGGCCAUCGGCAAUGUGAUCUGGGAGGUCAAAGAAGGCUCUCCGUUCACAGUGUUUCUUCCACGUGAACCGGGCGUUAAUGCUGCUUUGUCCUCCUUCCUCUCUUUCUGGUCCUAUGUCAUUGUCCUCAACGCAGUAGUGCCCAUUUCCCUCUACGUCAGUGUGGAGGUCAUUCGCCUUGGGAACAGCUUCUUCAUAAACUGGGACAGGAAGAUGUAUUAUCCUAAGAAUGACACUCCUGCUCAGGCGAGGACCACCACACUCAACGAGGAGCUAGGCCAGAUUAAAUACAUCUUUAGUGACAAGACUGGCACUCUGACACAGAACAUCAUGGCAUUCAACAAGUGCUCCAUCAAUGGAAAAAACUAUGGGGAGCUGUAUGAUUUUUCCGGACAAAGGGUUGAAAUAACGGAGAAAACACAGAAAGUGGACUUCUCCUGGAACAAGCUGGCGGAUCCAAAGUUCACCUUCCAUGAUCAUAGUCUAUUGGAGACUGUAAGAGACGGAAACCCCGAAGCUCAGGCCUUCUUCCGUCUGCUGGCUCUGUGCCACACCGUCAUGCCUGAAGAAAAGAAAGAGGGGGAGCUGAACUACCAGGCUCAGUCUCCUGAUGAGGGCGCUCUGGUCACCGCAGCAAGGAACUUCGGAUUUGUGUUCCGCUCUCGCACACCUGAGACCAUCACCAUGAUGGAGAUGGGUGAAAAGGUCACAUAUGAACUUCUGGCUGUUCUGGACUUUAAUAAUGUGCGGAAGAGAAUGUCAGUAAUAGUACGUGGCCCUGAUGGCAAGAUGACCCUGUACUGCAAAGGUGCUGACACCAUCAUCUUUGAAAGAUUAGACCGCUCUUGUAAGAAACUGAUGAAAGUUACAACGGGACACCUUAAUGAAUAUGCAGGAGAUGGGCUACGCACUCUUGCUCUGGCCUACAAACACUUGGAGGAGAGCUACAUGGAAGAGUGGAUACAGCGCCACCAUGAGGCCAGCACAGCCCUGGAAGGACGAGAAGAGAGACUUGAUCAACUGUAUGAGGAGAUCGAGAAAGACAUGAUUCUGUUAGGAGCGACAGCUGUUGAAGACAAGCUGCAAGACGGCGUACCACACACUAUUGAGCAGCUGGCCAAAGCAGACAUCAAAAUCUGGGUGCUGACUGGUGAUAAACAAGAGACAGCAGAAAACAUCGGUUAUUCUUGCAACAUGCUAAGAGAGGAGAUGAAGGAUGUUUUUAUUGUGGCUGCCAAUACAACUGAAGGGGUCAAACAGGAGCUGCAGUACGCUAGAAGGAAAAUGUGUCCAGGAGCAGCAGAGGAGCCAACAGUGACCAAAGCCCGUGCAGGCCUGUUUUGGCUUAAGAAGAUGGAGACGGUGCAGGAUGAAAAAGUUGAAGGGGAAUAUGGUCUAAUAAUAAAUGGACACAGCUUGGCCUUUGCACUGGAGAAGGACUUGGAGUUGGAGCUGCUGAGGACAGCAUGCAUGUGCCAGACAGUGAUUUGCUGCAGGGUCACCCCUCUGCAGAAAGCCCAGGUUGUUGAACUGGUCAAGAAAUACAAGCAGGCAAUCACAUUGGCCAUUGGAGAUGGGGCCAAUGAUGUCAGCAUGAUCAAGGCUGCUCAUAUUGGUGUAGGAAUCAGCGGUCAGGAGGGGAUGCAGGCAGUUCUCUCAAGUGACUUCUCCUUUGCCCAGUUUCGUUACCUCCAGCGCCUCCUGCUGGUGCAUGGGCGCUGGUCUUAUCUCCGCAUGUGCAAGUUCCUACAAUAUUUCUUUUACAAGAACUUCACUUUCACAUUUGUGCAUUUCUGGUAUGCCUUCUUUUGCGGCUUUUCUGCCCAGACCGUGUAUGAUGAGUGGUUCAUCGCUUUGUACAACUUGGUUUACACAUGUCUCCCAAUCCUCAGCUUGAGCCUCUUUGACCAGGAUGUAAAUGACCGCUGGAGUUUUCAGUAUCCCCAGCUUUACUCUCCUGGCCAGCUCAAUAUGUAUUUCAGUAAAAAAGCCUUUGUGCGCUGCAUGAUGCACAGCUGCUACAGCUCCCUAGUCCUCUUUUUUAUCCCCUGGGGUGCAAUGCAUGACACAGUCAGAGAUGACGGCAGAGAUCUUGUGGACUACCAGUCCUUUGCUUUGCUGGCACAGACCUGUUUGCUUGUCGUGGUGAGCGCCCAGCUGUGUAUAGACACCUAUUACUGGACAACCGUAAACCAGUUUUUUGUGUGGGGCAGCCUGGCUGCCUAUAUUGCUAUCACUUUGACCAUGUACAGCAACGGCACGUUUCUGAUCUUCACCUCCAUUUUCCCCUUCGUUGGAGCAGCAAGAAAUUCUUUGAAUCAGCCAAAUGUCUGGUUGACCAUAUUCCUGGCUUCACUUCUCUGUAUCCUGCCUGUGGUGGCUCUGCGCUUCAUCCUCAUACAGAUUCGUCCAACUAUCAACGACAAGGUGAGACAUAAGAUGCAAAUGGAGGCGCCACCAGCACCUGCUCCUCGCCGUCCAGUGAGGCGUGUCAGCACCCGGCGGUCAGGCUAUGCCUUCUCCCAUUCUCAGGGCUAUGGUGCUUUGGUCACUUCAGAAAGAUUCCUAUUUAAGCGACCUCUUAAAAGUCUGCUUGCCUUUUCUAUCCAAACAGACUUACCUCUGGCUACAAAUCAGGCAAAGCUCUUCCGUCCAAUACCAGAGGAGAUAGAGGGGUCACAGAGCUCCCAGAUUUAGGCCAUAUGUAUGCAGAACCUGAAAUGUUGCUGAGAAUUGAUACUUUAUAAAACUUACAGUGGAUGCACAGGGUAACGUUUGGCGACUUGGUGACUGGAACACUUGAAGCUUAGUAAGGUUAUUUUGCAAUGAAUAACAUCACUGUGAAAACCUUAAGCCCUAGAGGUUAGCUCUUGUAUGUUUUGCUUGACUGAUUUAACUUUAAUUUCCUGAGGUGUGCAUCACUACUAAAACUUUUGAAAACAUACCAAAAGCCUUAAGAAAGCUUUUUCCUUUUCAAUAUUAAUUGAGAUACAACUAUUAUAUAAAAUGGAUUUGUUUACCAAGCUAUAUAUUUCUGAUAUAUUUACUUUUAAGGAUUAGAAUGAAAUGGACUAUUGAAAAAAUGAAAAUAACUAUUAUUUAAACAAUCUCAAAUAUGAAUCUGGUUGAGCUCUGUUGAGGGCUGUAAAAAACAGUGCCCUGCAAAAGUAUUCAUACUUCUUGAAUUCUAUCAUUUGGUUACAUUAAAACCAACAUUUUCACUGUGUUUUAUUAAGAUUUUAUAUGAGUAGAAAUUGUGGCAUGCAUUGCUAUUCAAGCCCCUAAGUCAAAUUUCUUGUAGAACUUCCUUUUUACUGCAUUUACAGCUGCAACAUUUACAGGGGUAUGUCUCAUACCAGUUUCUAAAUAAUCAAAUUCCUCCCCAUUCAUCUUUGAAAAAUAGCUUAAGCUCAGUUACUUUGGAUAGAGAGCAUUUUAAAAUGGCAUUUUAAAAAUUUUGUGACAGAUUUUCAGCUGGAUAUAUGUCUGGACUUUGACUGGUCCAUUACAAUGCAUGUGCUUUAAUUUAAGCCAUUCCAUUGUAGCGCCGGCUCUAUGUGCUCAGUGUCUUGCUAGAAGGUGAACCUCUUCCCCAGGCUCAAGUGUUUGGAGCCUCUAACAGGUUUUCUUCCAAGAUUGCCCUGUAACUCCAUCCUUCCCAUCAACCAUUUAGGUGUUGAUUUUUCUUUUCUUUUAUUGUCCACAUAUUAACAUAAAGUGAUAUCUCAGUGCAAUUUAAUUUGUUAAUAUCAGUUUGUAUGACAAAUUGAAGUUUUAAAUGCAAGUCUGAAAAAAUAUGGGGUCAGUCUGAAAACUGCUUUUGGUAUUAGGGUACUCAAAUAUUAUUUCUUGUGCAUUAAAGAAGUGAAACAAUGACUUUUUUUAACCUAUUAAAAACUUUUUUUAAUGUUGUGUUUGUUCUUCUAAUCUAAUGCUGUUAAAAAAGUUGUAAUGCCACCAUGUAUGACAGUAAUCUUGUUUCUAAAACACAGAAGGCAGUGUUGUCUUUUGAACUCCACGUUAAACCUUUUAUAUCCUCUAAAAUGUAGAUGAAGCAGUUUGAUUUCCAUUAACUGUGUUAAACGAAAAACUCCAACAAACAGCAAACCACUCUUCUAAAUUAUUGUAUCUUCAAGUUUUUUUUCAUGAUAAAUCUUUGUUUCAUACUGAACCACACGUUACCACUGAUAAUCCAAUUCAUAUGCGUUUUCUAUUAGAUAAUAAAAAUUAUCUGAUUUACUA
Messenger RNA from Girardinichthys multiradiatus, 5459 nucleotides. RefSeq names its product phospholipid-transporting ATPase ID-like. Gene Ontology annotation, biological process: Golgi organization; phospholipid translocation. The coding region runs from base 321 to 3914 and encodes 1197 amino acids. Gene Ontology annotation, molecular function: ATP hydrolysis activity; ATP binding; magnesium ion binding. The transcript is spliced from 28 exons. The record is from RefSeq and is a predicted model, not a curated record. Gene Ontology annotation, cellular component: plasma membrane. Lineage: Eukaryota; Metazoa; Chordata; Actinopteri; Cyprinodontiformes; Goodeidae.